Messenger RNA from Trichosurus vulpecula (common brushtail), 6980 nucleotides. It is a transcript of the gene SPRED1, whose product is annotated as sprouty related EVH1 domain containing 1. Gene Ontology annotation, biological process: negative regulation of MAPK cascade; multicellular organism development. The record is from RefSeq and is a predicted model, not a curated record. Gene Ontology annotation, molecular function: protein kinase binding. Bases 93 to 1442 code for a protein of 449 amino acids. The transcript has 7 exons. NCBI's taxonomy places the organism in Eukaryota, Metazoa, Chordata, Mammalia, Diprotodontia, Phalangeridae. Gene Ontology annotation, cellular component: membrane.
GCCGCCGCUGCUGCCGCUCCUGCUCCGCCUCCUGCCGCCGCCGCUGUUGCUGCUGCUCCUCCAUCUCCAGAUCGGAUCACGGUGAGGGAAAAAUGAGCGAGGAGACGGCGACUUCUGACCACGAUAAUAGUUAUGCACGAGUGCGAGCUGUGGUGAUGACCCGGGAUGACUCUAGUGGUGGAUGGUUACCACUCGGAGGAGGUGGGCUGAGCUCUGUCACUGUCUUUAAAGCCCUUCGUCAGGAAGAGAAUGGCAGCUGUGCUGACUUUAUCAUUCAUGGAGAGCGACUCAGGGACAAAACGGUGGUUUUAGAAUGUAUGCUAAAGAAGGACCUCAUUUACAACAAGGUCACCCCAACCUUUCAUCACUGGAAGAUUGAUGACAAAAAGUUUGGCCUUACUUUUCAAAGUCCUGCUGAUGCAAGAGCGUUUGACAGAGGCAUUCGAAGAGCUAUAGAGGAUAUUUCUCAAGACUGUCUAACAUCACAGAAUGAAGUUGAAGUAGCUGAAGAUAGCUUUCCAGCAGCAGAAGAGGAUACUUCCAGUUCUCUUGCAAAAGAUCACUUUUUCCAACCGGAGACUGUUGUUACCAAUGAGCCCUAUAGAAGUUCAAACAUAAGGCCCUUACCCUUUGAAGAUUUGAAUUCCAGAAGAGUGUUCUUACAGAGCCAAGCUAAUCAAGUAGCAUUCAACCAGCCAGACUUGGACACUUCCCUUCAGGCCAGCUCUGGGGAAUAUGUACAUCGGCAGCUUUCAAAGGAGGGUGGAAGUCUGAAAUCCCAAAAUCGGGCACCUUUGAAAUCAAUCAGGCAUGUCAGUUUUCAAGAUGAGGAUGAAAUUGUCAGAAUAAAUCCUCGUGAUAUUUUAAUACGUCGUUAUGCAGACUACAGGCAUCCUGACAUGUGGAAAAAUGACUUGGAGAGAGAUGAUGCUGAUUCUAAUAUUGAGUUUUCAAAAUCAGAUAGUAAAAAACCUGACUAUCUGUACUCUUGUGAGGAUGUGACUAAGUUAAAUGCACUCAAAGACUCUGUGGUAUUUAAGACACAACCUUCUUCCUCAUUAAAAUUUAAGAAGUCAAAAAGAAGAAAAGAGGAUGGUGAGCGUUCUCGCUGCAUAUACUGCCAGGAGAGGUUUAACCAUGAAGAGAAUGGCAGGGGACAGUGUCAGGAUGCUCCAGACCCUAUUAAGAGGUGCAUCUACCAAGUUAGCUGCAUGCUCUGCGCGGAGAGCAUGCUCUAUCACUGUAUGUCAGACUCAGAGGGAGACUUUUCCGACCCCUGUUCAUGUGACACCAGCGAUGACAAAUUUUGCUUGCGAUGGUUGGCCCUGGUGGCGCUGUCUUUCAUUGCGCCAUGCAUGUGCUGCUAUGUUCCCUUGAGGUUGUGCCAUCGCUGUGGCGAGGCAUGCGGGUGCUGCGGAGGAAAACACAAAGCUGCCGGAUGAAACCGGCUGGUGCCAAAAUGAGUCUGAAGUCUUUGUUUCCAGGAAUUAGCUAACUUGGAUUGGUGGAGGCUUUUGGCAGGCGACGUGGCACCUGGCCUGGCGUCACGGGGGGCCAACCGUGGGAGGAGCCGCAGAACCCGUCAGUUCUUGCCAUUUCACAGAUGCUAGCAGCCAUGCUGGACUGUUUCCUUUGGGUGCAUGGCACGUUUUGUUGAAAGUUGUAAAGGAUUAUUUGAGAAAGGAAGCCAUUUCUGGUUAUUGGCUAUAUUAUAAGGGUGCAAACUCUGAUCCAACUAAAAAGGAAUUAAUUUGGCAUUUUGUACAUUUAUGGCUUAGGUGAUGGGGAGGGAGCUUCAAAAAGAACUGAAUGCAUUUGACACAUAAUUAAGCAAAAAAUGCACUAGUGACAGCUGAUUUCAAACUAAGAAAAGUUAACACUUGGCAGAUGUCAGAAAUGAAACUGAAGUGCAACUAAAUCAUUUAUUAGUUGUUUUUGGAAUCAAUUUUAUGUAUAAAUAACAAAUGUUUAUAUUUAACUAAGUAUAAGGUACGAAUUACUGCAUAAUAAACUUUGCUUCCCCUUCCCAUUUCUAUAGUAGAUUUAUAUCUACUGUCACAUUCCAUAUUUUGAAUAUUUAACUCGUCUAGUUAUUUGCAUUUUUAUUCCACGUGAAUGAAUUGAUAUCUUCAUCUUCAUUUCCCUCCACCUGCAGUUUGUAUUGAGUUAUAUCUGUACAUUCUGGUAAUCUAAAACCUUUUAAGAUAUUCUGAUAGUCUUGAGUGACCAAUUUUUUUUAAGCACAGAUGUAAUUGUCUGGUGUUCUGAUGGGAAUAUAACACUUAUUUUUUUAUAUAUAAAAAAGGCUGAUUAAACAGUAUCAGAAAAAAGUGGGUUUUGUGUUGUUUGCCCAGCAAGUUGUUUUCUUUUGGGGUUUCCUCCUCUAAAAUAUUUUAAUUGCAUUUACAGAUGUUUAGCAAGUUAAAAGAUAUAACCAAAUAGUUAUAAUAGGAUGUUCUUUUGAAGUCUCCAUCUAUCAUUCUGCCAAACUAGGAUCAUGUUCAGCUGUUUUAUUAAUCUUUGGGCUUAAUCCUAGUACUUGCUAUUCCCCCCUCCCCUUUCCCCCAUGGUAACAUCACUUUUUUCUGUUGCAGAAUUUUAUUUUUAUUUGAACUGGCAAAUGCAUAAAUAUCUUACAUUAAAAAUGUGGUGUGGUUAAAAAAAGACAGGGAAAAAAGUUCAAUCUGGUAUAUGAAUGAGACGUCUUUUAAGUUGUGUUUUUUUUUUUUUGAAAUCUGCUGUGUAUUACUGGAUAAUAACAAUUGGAUAACAUUCUAACAGAUUACAUAAUGCUCCAAGGAUUAUUUUUAGUGUUUCAGCAAUUCAGUUAGUAAUCAAUUUUUAGUCAUUUUAGUAAUUUUUUAAUGUUACAUUAAAACUAACCAAGUUGAGGGGUGCUUUUCGAAAGAUUCUCUGGGGGGGAGAAGGGAAAGGGAGAGGGACUGAAGUUGAGAAGAAUGCUCUUUUUUUAUGGCCUAAAGAGUUAUUGUAGGCAGUGAAAGUAAAAAAAUCACACUACCUUUUGAAGCUCCUUUUCUAUGCAGGUUUUUAAUGUCAUGUAUUUCUUUUUACAUAUCAUAUUAAAGCUUGUUACCUUUCCUUUCUUGCCCUAGGAUCAAACUGAACAAUGUAUAUAACACUAUCUGUCUGUAAGAUACUUUUUUUUUUAAAAGAAAGCAUUUAUAUUUAUAUGACAGCUUGAACUGACAACAUUGUGUACAUAGAUCAUCUUGAAGUAUUAUUUCACAUUGAAAAGAAGACAAAUAUAUUGAUAACUAUAGAAGUUAUGAAAAAGAGCUUCUUUCUAGUUUUGUACUAAAAAAAUCAUUCAGAUGAGCUAAGUCCAAGAACAUUAACACCGUAGCAGCAGUCUUAAGUCUCAUUUUUACAGUUUAUAUAUUUGAAAGCUGCUACUGUGGAUAAUUUUCACCCAUCACAUUUUCAGCUAAACUUGAUUUCCCAGAAUAGACUGUUAACUUUCAAAACUACUCUUCAUUGGUAAAAUGAGAGUGAUUGUUUUUUUUCUUGUGAAUGAAAUUUGAUAUUUGUAAGUGCUUAGUUUAUAAUUCAGGUUUGAGCAAGGUGUGAACAACUGAAGAAAAGAACUUGCUGGCUGUAUAGGAAAAUGCUGUGGAAUUGUACUGUGUAUAUACUUUUGGGAAGAAACAAACUUAACAAUUUCCUCUGUUGAGCACUAAUCAACAUAGUGCAACUCCUGUUCCUGUACUGUAUUUUAUAUGCAACAGAUAUGCUUUAAUAUUUUUAAUGAAUUUGUGCAUUAAUAUUUUCGAUUUGUUUAACCACUUUGCUGCUACGAUUUUGCCACCUCCUCCCCUUUCUUUCCUUUACAAUCUAAAACAAUUUGCUUCAUUAAAAAUUAUGAAUAUGGAUGUUACAGGUUGUUAUUUCAUCCUGGGUCUUUAUAACUUAACUACACCCAGUUUCUAUGCCAAUAACACGAUAAACCUAGGAAAAUCAAUCUAUGCCAUAAACUAAUGAUAUAUCUGGAUCCUUAUGGAAGGACAGAUGAUGUUAAGAUAGUUAGAAUGGUGACAUGAGAACAGAUACCUUUAUCAUUCCAUAUGUAGGGAAAUCAAACCUAUAAGUAAAUUAAGCAAGGUUUAUUUAUACUGCCCCUUAAUGCUUUUUACAAUUGAACUUUCCUCUGAAAAGCUAGCUUUUUGUUUGUGAUAUUGAAAGUAGAAAAUACAACCAGCCAAGGGACGUGGAAAGAAACACUCCCAUGAGGACUACCUGUUACCAUUGUUGAGUGAUGUUUUCCUUAGCUUACCCGUAAAGGGUAGAAGUACUGCUCAGCCAUGGCACUUCAGCACCACCUGCUGGAGGAACAAUCCAUCCAGAAAAACCUCCAAGAGUAAGGGACAUGUUAGACACCCCAGUAUUUACAGGUCAAAGGCUAUUGAGGAAAGGCAUCAGGAGAAAGAAAUAUUUAGAAAAACCUCGAAGUCAUUUUCCCCCUAUCGUGUCUUGUUGAAGCCUAGAAAACCUUGUCAUUUCCCUUUUACGGUCAUUUAUGGGGUAUAUAAAUCAUGAAGAUUCCAUUUAAAAAUUAAUCAAUUACUUAAAGCUGGCCACUAUAGUAAGCAUUGAAUUCUUAUAUGGACAGAUAGAUAUUAAACAAGUUCUGCUCUGAUAAUUUAUUUCUUGGCCAAAACCUUGACCACCAAGAAUUCAUGUGUUAAAGGAAGAAUUUUUGAGAAUUUUGCCAAGGAUUAUAUUGUAGCAAAUUGGUUAGAGACAGAGAGAGAGAGAGAGAGAGAGAGAGACUCUGUGUGUGUGUGUGUGUGUGUGUACACAUGUUUCAGUGUGUGUAAAAGUAAAGUGAUGGUUUGAGUUUAGUAUUUAAAAGACAAAAGAUUGAAAUUACCUAUUUCGUUGGUUAUACAAAUAGCUAUGCCCAUAACCUGCUCUUGUAGUAACACUAAAACAAGAUGCACUUUCUGAUCAUGCUUAAAAUAUCUAUCAUCAUUAGGGGCUUUUUUGUUUAAUUGAACAACGCAAUAAGUUUUUUAAAAAUCCAGGUAAGAUCCAGAAUAUGAGAAAGGGACAAUUGAAGCAUAGUAUCACACAUGUCCUGAAAAACAUGCUUCACCCAUUAAUAUUUGUUGAAACUUUAUGACUGCAUCCUGUACUUUACUAUAUAUUGUUGUUUAAAAUCCUAGCAAAUGGUCCAUUAAGCAAGUGUAUUUUUUCCCUGCAUUAAAUAUGUGUGUAUAUAUAUGCAUAAAUAUACACACAUACAAAUAUAUGUAUUUAAACAUUGGUCCCUUGAAAUAUCUGAAAAUGCCCCUUGCUUUUUUGACUUGAACUUCAAUCACUUUUCUGAGAAAGCUCUGAAAACUAUAGCAUAAACAUACCAUUUCUUUUUCUUUGUCCCACCCUGUCCCUGUGAUCCCCACCUGUCCUUGAGAUUGAACCUUAAAUUUUAAAACGAUGCCAUUGUAACGUGCUUUUCAAGCAAUUUCAUACAUGAAAUAAAAAUAGACCACGAUGAUUGAUAGCAAGUGAAGAUGUUAAUAGGCCUUAAGUUACUGUUUGCCUAGCAGCCACGUGGUUAGAAACUUCCGUAUGCUAUUGGUGCACUGCUAAAUGUUAGCCUUUGUUCCUGAAAGCUUAAACUAAAAACUUUGUGAUUAAUAUUGAAAAUUCUAAAGCAUUAUCUAGUGUAAAAAACCCUUUGUAUUUGAAGCUGCACUAUAAAUGGUACAUAGAUUUUGUGAACACACUGCCUCUCCUUUUUGCAAAUAGUGCCGUUUGCUUUCUACCCUGACCUCAAAAAGUGCCUCACUUGUAUAUUAUUCCCAUUACCCUCAACUGCUUUCUUUAUAAUGAGCAAUGUAUGAUUUAGUUUAAUUCGUCAUAGAUGUAUUUCCUUUUAUGUAUACGAAUAUCUAGCUUGGUACUUUUUAGUAUAUAAUGUAAAUAUGCAUAUAUAAGUUUGUAACUUUUGUUACACCAUAUUUGUGUAAUUGGACAUAUCAGAUAGUAUCAUAAAACAGUUUGUUUUUAAUGGUCCCCACCCUGUAAUUACCUGAUUAAACCUAUCAUAAAAUUAAAAAGGGUUUUUUGCUUAAUGUCCUGAGCCUGUUUACACUGAUACAUGAGGGGUUAGCUAAAAGCAAAGAGUAACAGAAAUUAGAGCUUUUAGUCAUACUUUUUAAAAGUUAAAAAUGUUAUUUAGGGGUCAUUUGUCUUUAAAACCCAAAGUUCAUUUAAAUGUCACCUCAAAUAACUGGUUCCUUUUUGAUUACAUUAAGAUGUUUUAAAGCCAUAAUGAAUGCUGCAUUUCCAUUCGCUGACAUAGGAACAAAUUACUGUUAAUUCUUUAAGAUUGGUUUGGGAUCAUUUGUAGCAAACUUUAAAUCCCAGAUUGGCACAUUGUUCCAUGCCCUGUGUGCUUCUCAGUUCUUUCUAUUGUCAAUUAGCAUUUAUUCAAGAAAUACAACCUAGUUUUAUUACUUGUGUCAAUGAAGUAUUAUGGAGAAGAGCUUUUUGUUCCUUGUCCUUCUGAAUCUGUGAUUUCUUAUCAGUAAGGAAACUCCAACUUUGGAUCAAAAAAAGCUGGGAUAUUGAGAGGUUAAGUGACUUUAAUCUUCCUGAAUUCAAGGCUAGCCCUCCAUGCUACUUCUUAAUUAGGAAAGUAAAUAUACAGUAAAAAUCAUGUAAUACUUUCCAAGGACAAGUGUUCGGUUUAUGCAUGACAUUACUGGCCUCUGAAUAUAGAUAGUUCAGAAUUGACUUCUUAGGCUUGCCUUGUAUUGUUGAAUCUUGUUAUAAAGCAAUUUUUUGGCUAUUUUUAUUCCUAACUUUUCAUAAACAUAAGACUCCUUUAUCUAAAGAAACUUUAAUGUUCACCAAAGAAAUUGAAAACAGGUCUGCUACAACUUGACAAUGAAAAUGUGUUACAAAUAAAGAUGAUGCUUAAAUUAAAAGUAAUUCUUGCGAAACUUUUUCGACUG